Molecule: messenger RNA, 1030 nt
Organism: Cantharellus anzutake
Lineage: Eukaryota; Fungi; Basidiomycota; Agaricomycetes; Cantharellales; Hydnaceae
Exons: 1
Coding region: 201-704 (167 amino acids)
Biological process (GO): metal ion transport; vacuolar transport
Source: RefSeq, a predicted model, not a curated record
CGGCUGAUGGCGCUUUGUACUCCCAACUCCUACGGCUCGGAUCAUUCAGAAAGCUUCAAUGCACCGUCCUACUUGUGCACGAUGCGCGUAAUAGUUACUCAUGGAGUAUUCCAUAAUGUCGUUACUAGGCCCGGGGAACCACCUCCAAUGGAAAGUGGCACUCUGUGCCUGCUGAUGAUUCCCUAAGGACAAGCGGUUAUAUGCGCCACUGUAGUGAGUACCGUUCGUCGAUAUUGGAAACACUAUUCUUGGACCAAGCGGUCCAAUGGAUCAUUGAGGGUCUUCCUUGUCGGCAGCACGUUCUUCAUGUCAAACUCGUUUCAGUGUUGUUCCAAUUCGUCCGCUUCCUUCUCACAUUUCUCCUUCACACUACGCGUGCAGCCAAUGUUUGGCAGUCAAGCUGUACCACCCCUGUUCCACAUGGUUUCUCUAUGAGAAAUCCGGCACUGUCGUCCGCAUGCUGGCUUGACAAUGACACAACCACUGGCACCACUUGGUGGGUUAGCUCAGGAAGCGAAACGGCCUCUAACUCUGUCCGACGCAUCGCUUCUCCGCAUCUUUUACACUGGGAUAUUUCAUUCCCAUCACUUCAUUCCCCAGAUUUUAGUAGACUAGACAAUGCGAGUGAAGCGAUGAAGCCCACCUGUGCCACAUUCUCGAGUGUUGGGGACCCUCGAACACGCGUUUGGAAUAGGUGCUUAUAGCUUAAGCUACACGAGCAGUAGCAAGACGUUGGGGUAACUGCAUCCCAUACAUCUCCCUGUGCCAACUUCAGAUGCGAAUGAUGAUGUGAAUCUGCCAGCCCAGGACAGCAAUCGAGCAUGUCAUGUGGACUUUCAUUCGGACGGUGAUUGGACAUCCUGUUCCAUCGUGAUUCACUCAUACCAAGUUUCAGCUCAGUCUUUGUCAUUGCAUCCGCCCAUAUUGGACUCUUGUAAACACAUUCAACUCGAACCAUCAAUGCUCUCAACUCUGCAUUAUAUUAUUAAAGCAGUUUUAUCCUAACAUUACUUGUGACUGGGCCGGCUCU